UACGCGGCGUGUGGAGAAGCGGAGGCAGCGCUCAGCUGUCCUGGCGCUCCUCUACGGCUACUCUCCCAGACUUUUUUAACUAAACCAGACGACUUCUUUUUCUCUUUCCUCAUUCGGUUUUUUUUAUUAUUACUAUUUUAUUUUCAGGCUAGGCUGUCCCUCCCCAGUUCCGCUCUUGCUCCCUCUUUCUGGACUCCUCUUGCCUCCCCACGACCUCUCAGUAGCACGCGGGCACCAUGUCCUACUACUCCACUACCAUGCCACCUGCCAGCAGCUCUGCCAAUGGGACUGCCAGCGCGGCCGAGGGCAGCAAGCCAGCCACCAUCCCCACCGUCAUGUUCAUCUUCGGCGUGGUGGGCAACCUCAUCGCUAUUGUGGUGCUCUGCAAGUCCAGGAAGGAGCAGAAGGAGACCACCUUCUACACUCUGGUCUGCGGGCUGGCAGUCACUGACCUACUGGGGACCUGCCUGGUGAGUCCAGUCACUAUUGCCACUUACCUGCAGAAUCGCUGGCCAGGAGGAGUGGCGCUGUGUGAAUACAGCUCCUUCAUCCUUCUCUUCUUUGGACUCUCUGGCCUCAGUAUUAUCUGUGCCAUGUCUAUAGAAAGGUACCUGGCCAUCAACCAUGCCUAUUUCUACAACCAUUAUGUAGAUAAGAAGCUGGCAGGGCUCACGCUCUUUGCCAUCUAUGCCUCCAACGUGCUGUUCUGUGCCCUCCCCAGCAUGGGGCUCGGCAGAUCAACCUUGCAGUACCCUGACACCUGGUGUUUCAUAGACUGGCGAGCAACAAAUGCCACUCAUGCAGCAUACUCAUACAUGUACGCUGGCUUCAGCUCCUUCCUGAUCAUGGUUACGGUGAUCUGCAACAUCCUGGUCUGCGUGGCCCUCAUUCGCAUGCACCGUCAAUUCAUGCGGCGCACAUCGCUGGGGACAGACACCACCUCCAGCCGCUUAUCUGACUUUCGCAGACGCCGGAGCUUCCGUCGAAUGGCCGGAGCAGAGAUCCAGAUGGUUAUUCUGCUCAUUGCCACUUCCCUGGUGGUGGUCAUCUGCUCCAUUCCUCUGGUGGUCCGUGUCUUUGUGAACCAGCUCUACCGGCCCGAAUUAGUGAGAGAUGUGAGGCAAAACCCUGACCUGCAAGCCAUCCGCAUUGCCUCAGUGAACCCCAUUUUGGACCCCUGGGUAUACAUCCUUCUCCGCAAGACUGUGCUCAGCAAAGCCAUUGAGAAGAUCAAAUGUCUCUUCUGCCAAAUUGGAGGAGCUCGGAGGCAGCACUCGGGGAGCAAUUUCAAUUGCGUGGAUGGUCGCAGGACCUCUUCUGCUGUGUCAAGUCAGUCACCCUCUUUCAUCUCACGUGAGCUGCGGGAGAUCAGCAGCACGUCCCAAACACUGCUCUAUCCCCCGGAGUUAAGUGAGAGCAGUGUUGGUGGUCGUGUGCUGCUUCCAGGCCCCAGUGCAAGUUUGGCUCAGUCUGACACUACAUCCGUAAGGACACUGCGCAGCUCAGAGACCUCGGACUCCUCACAGGGGCAGGACUCAGAGAGCAUCCUCCUGGUGAAUGAAACCAGGUCUGGUGGUGGUGGGGCCAGCUCUACGUCCAAGGGCAGCCCCCUCCAGGUCACGUUCCCCACUGAGACAUUGAAUUUAUCAGAGAAGUGUAUAUAGCAACAAAAGGUGUCAACCCUGGUGAUCUUUCCUGGUACAUUGGAAAACUGGUGCAAUAGAUAGGCAUUCUACCUAUUCAAGUGGAAAGGGGAUCAACUAUGCUCCAAAGGGCUAACUUUCUCUUGCCAUGUGAUGGGUACAUUUCUUUUAGACUACUGAGGACUGUGUGGAAUAGACACUGCGUUUUGUGCUGCCAUCAGAAGUUGAUCAAGAUGGGUCUAAUGAGACUGGAAUCACAAACAUGUCUUGUUCUGGGUCACAGGAGAGCUACUGGGCCUCUCAAAAUGGAAAGAUCCAUCACUUUCUUUUUGUUUUUUCCUUUCUUUCUUUCUUUGUUGUUUUUUUUUUGUUUUGUUUUGUUUUGUUUUUUCAUUUAUUCUCUUUCCAAAUCUGGUAGAACUGUGUUUUCCUGUGGCUGCUCAGCUAUCAAGAGUCUAAGGUUCUGGUACUAGAGCAGAAUGUGAGGCAACUACUAGGAACUGGACGGAGCUACUCUGACAGCUGCCUGCAGUAGGAUUUCAAAGUGUCUCACUAAAGCAUGAAAAUGUGAAUUUUUAAUGUUGUGUAUAUAUCAGGUUUGAAAAUAUUUAAAAGUCUAUUCUUCUCUGUGAGAAGGGUUCUUAUUAAUACCAGGUAUAUAGAAAUGAUUGCCAGCCUUCUCUUCCCCAGUAUUUCCUGCUGAUAAGACAUUCUUGGAUUAGAUUUGUUGUCCGUGCUAGAUUCAUGGUUGGUAAGAUAAUUCUUUAGCUGAAAAUAUGUAAACACUUUGAAAUGAAAAUGUAUGUAGUGUUGAGAAAAAAAGAAAACAUAUCUUCAGUUAAGAAUAUUCCUUUUCAGCGUAUGUACAAGCCAGAUUUUAUUUAUGUGCUGAUAAUGUUUCCAUGUAUAAACACAUCUGCUCCUUGCUGAGUACUUCAGCUCACGUCCUGCACACACUUAGGCACACACUUAAUAAUGGCCAUCAGAGUAGCCCUUCUGCUGCCAGGUAAGGACAUAUAGAAGUACUUUAAUAUCAGAGCCUAGAACUUUCAACCCCUGGUUAAUAGUCUUAAUAUUCACUUUAGUUACAGCAUCACUGAUGUAAUAAAGGUAUUUUUUCAUAACAUUUAUCAUUUUACUUUAAAUAGUAAAUAGAAUUUUAUGACUCUGUAAUCUGAUAUUCCACCAAAUAAACGUAUGAAACCAUGGAAGCAGAAUCUUCAUUUAAAAGCAUAAGUUAUAUAGAACCAGCUCCUGGUCUUGCACUCCUUGUACAUUAUUUGUUCCUAGAAUUUUAAUGGAAAAGACAUCACCAAAAACAGCUGUUAACCAGUGACAAAAGGACUUGGUGUUUUAUUUUGUGAGGUUAGAUCUUGUUACAGAAAUACUGUUUACUAGAAUAAUUCUGUACAGAUAUUUGGGGAUGUUUUGUCAAAUACUAAGCAUGUUAUGCUGCUUAAAGUGUUCUUAUGUGAAAUGCUUUAUUGUAAUGAAAAUCUUGAGCCUUAUGUUGAUGACAUGUUUAAGCAGUUGUAUUGACCAGAAUGAUUCAGAGAUCACGAUUAAAUGGAAAUGUUCUGCUUGAGCUCAAAA
Molecule: messenger RNA, 3236 nt
Organism: Meleagris gallopavo (turkey)
Lineage: Eukaryota; Metazoa; Chordata; Aves; Galliformes; Phasianidae
Gene: PTGER4
Product: prostaglandin E receptor 4
Biological process (GO): cellular response to prostaglandin E stimulus; positive regulation of cytosolic calcium ion concentration; inflammatory response
Cellular component (GO): plasma membrane
Molecular function (GO): prostaglandin E receptor activity
Source: RefSeq, a predicted model, not a curated record